Messenger RNA from Salvia hispanica, 2312 nucleotides. Lineage: Eukaryota; Viridiplantae; Streptophyta; Magnoliopsida; Lamiales; Lamiaceae. The record is from RefSeq and is a predicted model, not a curated record.
GACACCCACUUGUGCCACUGACAAAAAACAUACAUAUAUAAAUAUUAAAAUGAUUCACAGUAUUCUUGGUUGGUCCUUCAUUUCUAGCUAGCUGUUCCACCCCUGUCUUUUAAAAAUUAUAUACAUACCCUCACAUGGAAGAAGCUAUGUUUCUAGCCCAAUAGAGGGUUGAAACAUUGAGUGAAUUGUGUGUUUUUCUUUUGUAUUUUUACAGAUGCGUUUUUUGUUUUUUUGUUAUGUAAUUGAAGGGUUCUCCAAGGCCUCUUCUUCCACAUAAAUCAUGCUUCUAGUAUUUAUUUCAUUUUUCCUUGAAAGUUUUGUUUUUUAUACCUUGAGUUGAAUUUGUGGAUUUUAGGUAUUAAUUCUUGAAAUUAUUAGCCUUUUUUCUUUCUCCCCCCCCCCCUCUCUCUCUCCUCAUCCUUUGAAAGAAGAGUGAGAAGGAAAAACCAGAUUAUAGGUGCAAGAAAUGAAUGAUGCUGUUGGUCUUGAUGCAGAGGAUUCUGAAUUUGUAGAAGUUGAUCCAACUGGAAGAUAUGGGAGGUAUAAUGAGAUUCUUGGAAAAGGGUCUUCUAAGACAGUUUAUAGGGCUUUUGAUGAGUAUGAAGGGAUUGAAGUAGCCUGGAAUCAGGUGAAACUUUAUGACUUUCUGCAAAGUCCAGAAGAUCUUGAGAGAUUGUAUUGUGAAAUUCAUCUUCUCAAAACUCUCAAACACACCAAUAUUAUGAAAUUCUACACUUCUUGGGUUGAUACUGCUAAUAGGAACAUCAAUUUUGUAACAGAAAUGUUCACUUCUGGCACUCAAAUUUAUAAGAAAGUGAUCUCGGGGAAAAAGCCGGAUUCCCUUUACAAAGUUCAGGAUCCUGAGGUUCGUAGGUUUGUUGAGAAAUGCUUAGCGACAGUGUCUGAUAGGAUGUCUGCUUGGGAGCUUCUCAAUGAUCCGUUCCUUCAGAUUGAUGAUUGUGUUUAUGACUUGAAGGCGUUACAGUAUCAACGAGAUUACGAUGACUUAGUCCAUCUUUUAAGACAACCUCUCUUGAACAGUACUUAUCAUAGCACAACGAGUUCAUUAGUUAAUGGAUACUCGAAUUAUAUUUGUUAUGACCAAGAGAACGACUUGGAUUCUCACUCAGCUGACUACGAAGCAACUGAGAUCAACUUAUUCACGAGUCAAGACGAUGAUCAUUUGGAAAAUCUUGACAUUACCAUCAAAGGGAGAAAGAGCGAGGACGACAACAUAUUUCUCCGACUCAGAAUAGCUGAUAAAGAAGGUCGUGUGCGAAACAUAUAUUUCCCUUUUGACAUUGAAACCGACACAGCACUGAGCGUUGCGACUGAAAUGGUUGCUGAGCUGGACAUAACGGACCAAGAUGUGACUAAAAUAGCAGAAAUGAUCGAUGGUGAGAUCGCUUCCUUGGUUCCUGAAUGGAAACCGGGAUUUGGCGUGGACGAGAGCCCUAUCAAGAACGGUAGCUGCUGCCAGAACUGUGAUGCAGGCUACUUGGGCAAGACUCUGCAAACAUGUGGAUCUGUCCGCGGCCGCUUUGAAGAGAUCACGUACCAAGUUGAAGGGUCGGAGCAGUGUGUGACCGAUAAUGCUCCUGUGGGAUCAAGCCAGUCCGACGGUGCUCACUUCACAGACAUAUGGGCACAAGAAGAGGACCAAGAAGUGACUUCCCCAUCAUCUAACGACAACCAAUUUGAUCAGUCCUCUAAGGAGAAGGGGCAAGUUUCACCACCGCACGACUAUUACAAGAAUGAGAUAAGGCAAGAGCUGAGGUGGUUCAAGGCCAAGUACAAAAGGAAGCAGAGGGAGCUCGCUCAUAAACAGUUCGGGGCUUUGAGAGAUAGAUCGCGAUCAUUCUCAAACCUUGCACAUGGAGAAACGGAUGAAUCUGAUAUCGAUUAUUCACUAUACAAGGGGAAGCAUUUCACUCUAUUUCCCCCUACAGAUUCCGAUAGAAGCAGUAGUGACACAAAGGUGCACAGCUACGAGUCUGCGUAUAAUGCUUGUAGUCCUGUGCACUUCGUCACAGCCAAGAAUUUCUACUCCGGUGGCUUGCUCCCGCAUUCACUCCACAGGGCUACUUCACUUCCGGUUGACGCCACAGAGCUCUAGACUCGUCCAAUAAGCAAGUAAGACGCGUAUAUAAGGUUCUUGAAAGCUACAUGUAGUUUUGUUGUGGCUUUUAGAUACUCAACUUGAGCUGAAAGUCACUGAUUUUGAGCGAGUGGAUGUACAUUACUAACUUAUUCAUAUAACAGAUAUAGCAAAAGUCCUCAAAUUGGCAAUAUAUAUGGUCCAUUUUCUUCAA